Messenger RNA from Lycium ferocissimum, 1150 nucleotides. Its product is annotated as basic leucine zipper 61-like. The record is from RefSeq and is a predicted model, not a curated record. Lineage: Eukaryota; Viridiplantae; Streptophyta; Magnoliopsida; Solanales; Solanaceae. Bases 182 to 1123 code for a protein of 313 amino acids. Gene Ontology annotation, cellular component: nucleus. Gene Ontology annotation, molecular function: DNA-binding transcription factor activity; DNA binding. The transcript has 4 exons. Gene Ontology annotation, biological process: positive regulation of DNA-templated transcription.
CAAGAAAAAAGAAAACAAUAUGUAUAUCAUGAUGUUGAUAAUCAUCACUACCGUGUCCUUGUGUUAGCUUAUGUUCUUUUUUCUAAACAUUCCAUGUUUCCUUCGCAUCUUCAUUAUAUAAAACACACUUCCAAUUCUCAUUUCUAGUUUGGUUUUGCUUCUUUCCAAUUCUUACAAAGAAAUGGCACAUUUACCUCCUAGAGCACCAAACAUGACCCAAAAUUGGCCUGAUUUUUCACAUCAUCAAAAGAAUAUAGAAACAACAACCACCACCAUCAGUCACCACCACAACCCGUCAUGGGUAGACGAAUUCCUCGACUUCUCAUCCGCGAAACGAGGGUCUCAUCGGAGAUCUAUAAGCGAUUCCAUCGCGUUUCUUGAAGCUCCUAUGGUUGAAGAAUGCCGAAUAAGGUUGUCAAGUUCAGGAACAAGGACAACAAGUGCUGAAUUCGAGAGAUUUGAUGAUGAACAACUUAUGUCAAUGUUUAAUGACGACAUUGCGAAUAAUUCUAUUGAACACAACUCCACCAAUCCUUCGUCGCCUUCGGACCAUAACAGCAUUAAUGAGGAUAAGAAAAUGAAUGUGUCUACUCAUGAGCAAAAGCAAAUUCAGGAGCAACAGCAGCUUAAGACUGAACCUGAAGAAGUUGAAAGCUCAUGCAAGUCUGAUGAUGAACAAAAUGCUGCUGAUCUGAAUCCAACUGCUGAUAAUUCCAGCGAAAAAAUCGUUGAUCCGAAGAGAAUCAAAAGGAUCUUGGCAAACAGACAAUCGGCACAAAGGUCACGGGUGAGGAAAUUACAGUACAUAUCGGAGCUAGAACGUAGCGUUACUACACUUCAAGCUGAAGUUUCAGUAUUGUCACCAAGAGUUGCAUUUCUGGACCACCAACGUCUGGUUCUAAAUGUUGACAAUAGUGUCCUCAAGCAAAGAAUCGCAGCUCUUGCCCAAGAUAAAAUUUUUAAAGAUGCUCAUCAAGAAGCCUUGAAGAGAGAAAUAGAGAGGCUGAGGGAAAUUUAUUACCAACAGAACCUAAAGAAGAUGGAAAAUGAUCAGCCAACAAAGACACGACCAGCAGCUGCUGAUGCUAAUGGCUCUGAGAAGAAAGAACAGCUCGUCAACUGAUCCCUAUAUUCUGAUCCUUCAGCUAGG